AUGGAAGUAACGAACAAAAGCUCUUCCUUCACUUUCUCUUCCUUUGAUUGCUGCUCUUCCGAGUCCAACCCCAACAAGCCCAGCAGAAUCAAAGGCCCAUGGAGCACCGAAGAGGUUCAAAUCCUAAUCAGACUCGUCGAACGAUACGACCCACAAAAUUGGUCCCUCAUCAGUCGCUACAUUAAGGGUAGGUCCAACAAGUUGUGCCUGCUCCGAUGGUGCAAUCAGCUUAGCCCCCCCAUGGAGCAUCGCCCCUUCUCGGCCCAAGAAAACGACACCAUCAUCGUAGCCUAUGCCAAGUACGAUAACAGGUGGGCCACUAUAGCCCGAUUGCUACCGGGCCGAACCAAUAAUGCCAUUAAGAACCACUGGAACUCCAUUCUCAAGCGUAGAGCCAAAGGUAUUCAAAGAACCGAUAAGUGGCCAUGA
Molecule: messenger RNA, 429 nt
Organism: Glycine soja
Lineage: Eukaryota; Viridiplantae; Streptophyta; Magnoliopsida; Fabales; Fabaceae
Product: transcription factor MYB77-like
Exons: 1
Coding region: 1-429 (142 amino acids)
Biological process (GO): regulation of DNA-templated transcription
Cellular component (GO): nucleus
Molecular function (GO): DNA-binding transcription factor activity, RNA polymerase II-specific; RNA polymerase II cis-regulatory region sequence-specific DNA binding
Source: RefSeq, a predicted model, not a curated record